CAGUACACAGCAGGUGUAUGGGUCGGCUCUAGGACCCCGCGGCUCCCGCAGCUGCACGGCUGUCCUCCCCUGUCUGCCUGUCCCGGGGAGACAUUAAUAGCUGCUCCCGGCACAGCGGCCUCUUCCUUCUGUCUCCGGCCCCGCACAUCACACCCUCCGCGGACACCAUGGGACCCCCCGAUGGGAUCGAGCGCUUCAUAAGCCCCGGGAAAGGCCGAGGGAUGCGGGCAGUACGUGACUACAGGCUGGGCGAACUGCUGUUCUCCUGCCCGGCCUACACCUCCGUCCUCACUGUCAAUGAGCGCGGCAACCAGUGCGAUCACUGCUUCUCCAGAAAAGAAGGGCUUUCAAAAUGUGGCAAAUGCAAGCAGGCCUUUUACUGCAAUGUGGACUGUCAGAAAGGAGAUUGGCCCAUGCACAAGUUGGAAUGCUCCUCGAUGUGCACGUACGGACAGAACUGGAACCCCUCGGAAACCGUAAGACUCACUGCAAGGAUACUGGCCAAACAGAAAUUGCAUCCAGAGAGAACGCCAUCAGAGAAAUUUCUGUCCGUGAAGGAAUUUGAAGCUCACCUUGACAAACUUGACAAUGAAAAGAGAGAACUCAUUCAGAACGAUAUCGCUGCCUUGCAUCACUUCUACUCCAAGAAUUUGCACUACGGUGACAAUGCCGCACUUGAAGUUCUCUUUGCACAGGUUAACUGCAAUGGCUUUACCAUCGAAGACGAGGAGCUGUCUCACUUGGGAUCGGCCAUAUUCCCGGACGUUGCACUCAUGAAUCACAGCUGUUGCCCCAACGUGAUUGUGACCUACAAGGGCACCGUGGCCGAUGUGCGGGCCGUGCAGGAGAUCCACGCUGGAGAUGAGGUGUUCACCAGUUAUAUAGACCUGCUCUAUCCUACAGAAGAUCGAAAUGACAGACUUAAGGAUUCCUAUUUUUUCACCUGUGACUGCAAGGAGUGCACCACCAAGCAGAAGGAUCCAGCAAAAAUGGAGAUCAGGAAACUCAGUGACCCUCCCAGUCCUAAGACCAUACGAGACAUGAUCAAUUAUGCCCGCAACGUGGUGGAGGAGUUCCGGAGGGCAAAACAUUACAAAACUCCCAAUGAGCUGCUGGAGAUGUGUGAGCUAAGCAUAGAGAAGAUGGGCGCCGUGUUCGAGGAGAGCAACGUGUACAUGUUACAUAUGAUGUACCAGUCCAUGGGCGUCUGCCUGUACCUGCAGGACUGGGAAGGUGCUCUGAAGUACGGGCAGAAAAUAGUUCAACCCUACAGUAAGCACUAUCCGCCCUACUCCCUGAAUGUCGCCUCCAUGUGGCUGAAGCUGGGACGACUUUACAUGGGCCUGGAAAAGAAAUCGUCCGGGAUAAAAGCCCUGAAAAAGGCCAUCGCUAUUAUGGAGAUAGCGCACGGUGCCGAUCACCAUUAUGUAGCCGAAGUAAAGAAGGAGCUGGAACAAUGAAGUCUGAGGUCUAUGCAACGCACUUCUCCUCCUUAAAUGUUAGUCAGAAUGCAAACGUGUAUGUCUGUAUGGAGCCGCUAAGCGACGUGCUGCUUUACCCCGUGUGCUGGAGCUGAACACCUGAAAUCUAUAUUUAUUCUUUGUCCCGUCAUGGCAUGUCUCACCCACAGCACUCAGGGGCUUCUUCGCUAAAAAUCGGACGAUACUUUUCAUGCCGCCACUAGGGGGCACUCUUGGAACACUCAUCCUUGGAUGAACUGUAAACCCUGCAGGGGUUGUUGUAGCAUUUAAAGGGCUACAUGUCCAGCGCCCGUGUAGCAGAAACAUAAAAUCUGCAGGAAUAGAAAAUAAUAAAAAAAAAAAAAAAAAAAAUUCUGACCACUUUCUACUUUGAAAAAAAUAAUAAUUUAGUCAAUUUUUAAAAUUUCAUUUAAUUUCUAUCUCAACGUGAGCUAUUGAUUUCUGACAGCGUUCCGUCCUGCACAGAACCCAGUCUUUUUUUUUUUUCGUUUGAUGAUGGCAGCCUUCUAAGGCUAUGUUCACACGGCAGACUUCCCGAGUUGAUAUUCCCGCAGGACCCCUGGGAUAGGCGCAGUCUAUGGUGUUUCCGAGACGAAAUCGGCAUUUACCACGGCAGAUGCGGAAAUUCUGCGGUGUGCAUUGAAAACAGUGGAACUCUGCUGCAACUAAAUUUCCGUGUGGAAUAUUUCCGCCGUCUGAACAUAGCCUGAGACAUCUCAAUUUCACGCCUGCAACGUAUACUGAAGCUAAUAAUUUUUGGCAAUUGUUUUAUGAUUUUUGGAUGAAAAUAUAUAUAUAAUUUUUUUUUGGUUCAUUUCUUUUUAGAAAUGUUAAAAUGCUUUUUUUUUUUUUUUCUCUUUGUUUUGCCUGCAACCAAAGUUUUGUCCCUGAGUUUUAUUACGGAAUUGCUGUUUAUCACUGCAAAGUAAUUAAAAAAAAAAAGAGAGAAAA
Molecule: messenger RNA, 2432 nt
Organism: Hyla sarda
Lineage: Eukaryota; Metazoa; Chordata; Amphibia; Anura; Hylidae
Gene: SMYD2
Product: SET and MYND domain containing 2
Exons: 12
Coding region: 168-1460 (430 amino acids)
Cellular component (GO): nucleus
Molecular function (GO): protein binding; histone methyltransferase activity; protein-lysine N-methyltransferase activity
Source: RefSeq, a predicted model, not a curated record